Molecule: messenger RNA, 1394 nt
Organism: Cuscuta campestris
Lineage: Eukaryota; Viridiplantae; Streptophyta; Magnoliopsida; Solanales; Convolvulaceae
Source: the annotation of a GenBank genome assembly
UCUGUUAUUCAUCUUAUUCUCUUUUUUUCAAUUUUUUUUUGUAUUGUAUACAGGGUUUUAGGCUUCUCUUGGGCAAAACCAUCUCUCAUCACAAGCAGAGUAUAAUGCAGAGCAUGGGUCGCAGUUGGAUGUAUGAUAGAUUUUCUUCACCUAAUGGUGGGCUAAAAUUGAAUUUAUUAAUGGAGUUCAAGACUUUAGAGAAAAUCAAUGGGGAAAGGGAAGGCCAAAAUCGAGAUCAAGAAAAUCGAGGAUUUGCAGAAAAGAAAUAUCUGCUUCACCAAGCGCCGCCAGGGGCUCUUCAAGAAGGCCGGCGACCUGUGCCGCCAAUACCCGGGAACCAGCGUAGCCGCCCUUGUCUUCUCCCCCGCCGGGAAGCCCUACAUCUUCGGCGAUCCCAAAGCUCUCCUCGGAUCUGACCAAGAAGCAGAAAAGGGUUUGGAUGGGAAUCAGAUCGCUAAUUUGGGCGAUUUGGACGCCGUCAACAUAAAUGAGUUACCGGCCGGUCCAAAUAGUAAGAAACGAAAUCGGUCGGAUUGGGAGUCUUCUCAUUUGGGCGAGUCUGAUUCAGAAGACUACAUGAACAAUCCCCACAUCUUCGGCGACCCCAAAGCUCUCCUCGGAUCUGACCAAGAAGAAGAAAAGGGUUUGGAUGGGAAUCAGUUCGCUGAUUUGGGCGAUUUGGACGCCGUCAACAUAAACGAGUUACCGGGCGGCCCAAAUAGUAAAAAACGAAAUCGGUCGGAUUGGGAGUCUUCUCAUUUGGGCGAGUCUGAUUCAGAAGACUACAUGAACAAUCCCUACAUCUUCCGCGAUCUUCUUGCAGCCGAAGAAAAAGCAAUUUUUUUGGAUGGGAAUCAGAUGUCUGAUUUGGGCAAUUUGGACGCGGUCGUGAACAUAAACAAGUUACCCGGUGCAAUUGAAGAAAAAGGAGAUCGGUCGGAUUGGGACUUUUCUCAAUUGGUUGAUCUGGACGAGUCUGAUUCGGACUACAUGAACCAGUCAUCGAGCAAUGAGUGGGAUUUGAGCGAGCUGGCAUCACACUAUAUGAUCCAGUCCGAAGAAAAGUGUUCGGAUCACGCAAAUGCGAAUCACUUUGUGGAUUUGGGCGAGCUGGAAUCCAUGUUGAUGGACGAUUAUUUGGGCAAUGACUUUCUUGGGGAUGUCGAGACCUACGCGAAUCAAUUGCUUGAACUUUGAGUACGAGGAUCGGGCGAUUCAAAUAACGUCCAAUUUCUUAAAUUUUUUGAUGCCGAGUUCUUCGUAGACACGUAAUUCUUUCUUUAAUUCAUUUUUUUAAUUUUAAAUUCUAGAGCGUAGCUAGUUUUCAUCAUUGGAUGAAGAGAGACUGAGAAUGUGCUAAACUUCUGAUUUGGCAAUAUAAUAUGAUAGCUCUG